AUGUCACUUGCACUCCUCCGCCACCCCAGGCUCUCUCAGUCGCUCACUGCGACACGCCGCCUUGCCUCUCGUCCUCGCCGGUACUCUGCCCUUUCCGCACAAGCCGGACCGCGUCUCGACCCAGAAGAGAGAGAUGACGGUGCACAGGUUGCUGGCCCCAGCUCUCGCCAGCCCGCGUCCACUGCUGCCGACACGAACACGACCCAGCCUCCCUUGAAGGGUACGCAGAAGACCUCGGACUUCACGCGCGUGCAGUCCUAUCUCGCCUCCAUAAACGCGAGCGGACUCGAGCCUACCCGGGAAGACCUCGAGCGCUGUCGCCCUCUCCACCAGCCCUCCCCGCACUCCCCGCAAUACGUCGAGACGUACACGACUCUCAUCAACAACCUGAGUCGGUCGUUCACCAAGGAGCAGCUGCGCAAGUUCCUUGCAGAAACGCUAGGUGCGAGUCGCCAUAGUGGAAAGCACAGGAAGAAGGUCGAAUACGCGGAGUCUAUCGUCGAGCAGCUGUGGGGAUGGCCUACGCUCAAGGAGUUGGAAAAGGCCAAGCGGGAUCGAACAGAAGUUUCCAUCCAGGCGUUCCCGGUCACCGCAAGCGACUUGUUCUUGUUUUUGGGUCCCGACGGGUCGGACCUGCUACGUCUUUCCAAGGAUUUUGACGUCCAUAUCUCAUUACGCCGCGAACCUAUGGCUUUGCAAGUGGAAGGGAGCCGAGGUGCUCUUAGGGAUAUAGCGGAGCGCCUCCUCAUUCUCAAGAAGAGCUUUGUGGAAGAAACAUAUGAUCUACCAUUCUCCGUGGCUAUUCCGCAGGACAUGGUGCAGCGCAUAUCUCGCCUUGCUUCCGCAUACCUCGAGAACGUUCCUUCAACGCCUGGAAAGGUACUGUGCUCGUUGCUUUAA
Molecule: messenger RNA, 900 nt
Organism: Trametes versicolor FP-101664 SS1
Lineage: Eukaryota; Fungi; Basidiomycota; Agaricomycetes; Polyporales; Polyporaceae
Exons: 4
Coding region: 1-900 (299 amino acids)
Source: RefSeq, a predicted model, not a curated record